Molecule: messenger RNA, 2211 nt
Organism: Phascolarctos cinereus (koala)
Lineage: Eukaryota; Metazoa; Chordata; Mammalia; Diprotodontia; Phascolarctidae
Gene: MMP27
Product: matrix metallopeptidase 27
Biological process (GO): extracellular matrix organization; collagen catabolic process; proteolysis
Cellular component (GO): extracellular matrix
Molecular function (GO): metalloendopeptidase activity; zinc ion binding
Source: RefSeq, a predicted model, not a curated record
UAGGCUUCAUGUGAAGAGAGGAAGGCAUCCUGCAAAAACAAGGCACAGAAGUGGGAACCAAGAUGAUCUUGCUCUUCUUCUGCUUGUUCUCUCUAGCGUCGUCUUCUGCUUUUCCUGCAGAUCCAAAGAUGGAGCAUGAAGAAAGCAGGCAGCUUGCUCAGGCAUAUGUAGGUCAGUUCUACACACUUGAAACAGAAGGGAGUCAUCUUGUUCAAAACAAGAGCAAUGUCCCCUUAGAUGGAAAACUCCGGGAAAUGCAAGCAUUUUUUGGAUUGACAGUGACUGGGAGACUUGACUCUAACACCCUUGAAAUCAUGAAACAGCCCAGAUGUGGGAUGCCUGAUGUGGGCCAAUAUGGCUAUAUUCUGCCUGGGUGGAGAAAAUACAACCUCACAUAUAGGAUACUGAACUAUACUCCUGAUAUGGAAAAUUCUGAUGUGGACGAAGCCAUCCAAAAAGCUCUGGAAGUGUGGAGCAAGGUGACCCCACUAACAUUCACUAGGAUUUCCAAAGGCAUCGCUGACAUCAUGGUUGCUUUUAGGACUAGAGCCCACGGAAAAUGUCCUCGGCAAUUUGAUGGUCCACUGGAAGUGCUGGGCCAUGCUUUUCCUCCUGGCUGGGGAAUUGGUGGAGAUACCCACUUUGAUGAGGAUGAAAAUUGGACCAAAGAUUCAAGUGGAUUCAACUUGUUUAUCGUAGCUGCUCAUGAGUUUGGCCAUUCCCUGGGCCUCUCUCAUUCCAAUGAUCCCAGUGCCCUGAUGUUCCCAAAUUAUGCCUUCAUUGAUCCCAGCAAAUCUCCCCUUUCUCUGGAUGAUAUCAAGGGCAUUCAGGCCAUCUAUGGAUCCUCACCUAAGGUAUCUGCUAAGCCAAAGAGACCCACUAUCCCCCAAGCCUGUGACCCUAACUUGACUUUCGAUGCUGUCACCACCUUCCGCAGAGAAGUAAUGUUCUUUAAAGACAGGCAUUUAUGGAGAAUUCAUCAUGAAGUCUCAGAAGUUGAAUUUGAAUUAAUAUCUUCAUUUUGGCCAUCUCUGCCAGACGGUAUUCAAGCUGCAUAUGAAAAUAAUAGGGAUGAAACUCUGAUUUUUAAAGAUGGACAUUUCUGGAUGAUCAGUUCAAAUGCCAUUCCGCCAGGUUAUCCCAAACCCAUCUACGACCUUGGCUUUUCAAGGCGCAUACAAAAGAUAGAUGCUGCUCUCUUUAACAGGAACACAAGAAAAACCUAUUUCUUUGUUGAAGAUAAGUACUGGAGAUAUGAUGAAAUAAACCAAUCCAUGGAGAAAGGUUACCCUAGACAAAUAUCAGGACUCUUUCCAGGAAUUGGCCUUCCAGUUGAUGCUGCAUUCCAGUAUAAGAGAUUCUUCUAUUUCUUCAGUGGGACAAAACAAUUUGAGUUUAACCCUUAUACCAAGAAUAUUACUCGCGUUUUGGAGGCCAACAGCUGGUUGAAGUGUCAAAAAACAUUCAACUCAUUACCUUAUUAUUGUUUCAGCCAUGAAAAAAAUUCAAAUUCAAAAUCAUUGCAAGUGAUUUCUCAACAGAGUUUUAUAUUACUUAUUUACUGUAUCGCUUAUCUGCUGACAGAAAUCUACAGCUGAUGAAAGAACUGUCAAAUAAUAGACAUGGAAGAGAUUUCAAAAAGUCAUCAAUUCUAGACUUGUGCCCCAAAAUAUUACUGAAUCAUUCCUGAUGGAAGGCCAUAAAUCCUUUCCUUAAAGAAUAAGGAUGGUGACUCUAUGUCCUUUGGGAGUUACCAGGUUCAGUGUUUUAUUAUGUUUAGCAUUAAGUUGUUCUUAAAUCUCCCAUAUGACAAUCUCAGUACUUUGUCGGCAUAAAGAAGACUUGAGUAAGUGACUAAUAAUGACCAAAUACUAACAACAUUUAUUAAGCAAAAUUCAGAAUUGUUUUUCAACUAGAUCAAAUAACUCCAAUCUAACUAUAACUUACAUGUGUUAAGACUGAGUAAUACACAAAUUGCAAGCAUGUGUACCUGAACAAUAGAUAUUUGAUUGAGGCACGUGAAUGUGAAAAGAGUGUCCUUUCGCAUAUUUAUCAUUCCUCUUAUAAAACAUAUUCUUGGAUAUCCUUCAGAUUCUAAUAAUAACUGACAUUCAUAGAGUGCUCUAAAUUUGAAAGUUGCAAAGUGCUUUACAUAUAUUUUAUCAUUUAAACCUCAUGAUAACCCUGUGAGAUAGGUACUACAGGUAUUAU